AUACCGAAAGCUUACAUUAAGGAAGUGGAGAGACAGGAUAUAAAAGCAGAAGCAGGUGUUUUGAAUAGAGAGAGCAAGGCAGGACUCAAUUUAAUUCAGUCAGUGAGUGAUACUUGAUAGACAUUUGGUGCAUCAAUGGAAAGCAAACUAUUGCUUCACAUGAAUAGUGGCAAGGGAGAAAGGAGUUAUGCAAACAACUCCAUGCUACAAAGAAAAUUAAUGAUUAAAGGCAAACAUAUACUAGAAGAAACUAUAACGAGAUUUUAUAGCAAUUAUUCUCCAAGCUGCAUGAAAGUGGCAGAUUUAGGUUGUUCUGUAGGACCAAAUACACUUCUUGUGAUAUCAAAUAUUAUUGACAUUGUUGAUACCACAUGCACCCGCUUGAAUCAAGAACCACCCACGUUCCAAUUUUAUCUCAAUGAUUUGUUUGGAAAUGAUUUCAAUACCACCUUCAAGUCUCUUCCUGAUUUCUAUAAAAGAUUGGAUGAAGAUAAGGGACACAAGUUUGGUUCAUGCUUUAUUAAUGCUACCCCGGGAUCCUUCCAUGGGAGGCUCUUUCCCAAUAAUUCCAUAAACCUUUUUCAUUCCGCCAACAGUUUACACUGGCUUUCUCAGGAUCCAUUAUUGGAGUUUACUAAGGAGGCAGAAUCAUUUAACAAGGGACACUGUCAUAUAGUUAGCACAAGCCCUCCAGCUGUAUACCAAGCUUACCUUAAGCAAUUUCAACAAGACUUUAAAUUUUUUUUGAAAUCACGUUCGGAGGAACUUGUGCCAGGAGGAGCAAUGGUCUUAUUGUUUCUUGGCAAAAAUAAAACUCAUAGAAGAACUGGUUGGGAAAUAAUUAGCCUAGUACUCAAUGACAUGCUCUUGGAGGGUUUGAUUGAAGAAGAAAAAUUGGACUCCUUUAACAUACCAGUGUAUGAACCUACAGUUGAAGAAAUUAGGCAUGUGAUUCAGGAAGAAGGGUCAUUCUUUCUUCAACAAUUAGAGAUUUUAAUCUUGCCUUGGGAUGAAGGCUUAAAUGAAGGUGUUGAUGCAAAUAUAAAAGCCCAAUUCAUGGCCAAGGUCGCAAGAGCAAUAAUGGAGCCUCUCUUGUCUGCAAAGUUUGGAAGAGAAGUUAUAAUUGAAGUAUUCAUCAGGUAUGAAAAGAAACUUGCGCAACUGAUGGAAGUGGAGAAAUUGGAGUCUACUACUUUUGUGAUAUCCAUGACAAAAAAUGCUUGAAGAGGUGUUGCUCAAUAGAAUAUUUAAAUACUAGUUUUUAAUUUCUUCCUCUGUGAACCUGUUUUGUUCUGGUGAAAUAAAGUUAAGGCGUAUAGAAGAGGCUGAUCUAGUUCAAGCUUAAGAUCUAUAUAUAUAUUAGUAUGUCACAGAUCAUAAAAA
Molecule: messenger RNA, 1383 nt
Organism: Glycine soja
Lineage: Eukaryota; Viridiplantae; Streptophyta; Magnoliopsida; Fabales; Fabaceae
Product: jasmonate O-methyltransferase-like
Exons: 5
Coding region: 136-1224 (362 amino acids)
Biological process (GO): methylation
Molecular function (GO): S-adenosylmethionine-dependent methyltransferase activity
Source: RefSeq, a predicted model, not a curated record